Molecule: messenger RNA, 861 nt
Organism: Angiostrongylus costaricensis
Lineage: Eukaryota; Metazoa; Nematoda; Chromadorea; Rhabditida; Metastrongylidae
Source: the annotation of a GenBank genome assembly
AUGAGCAGUAGAAGACUGUUCGUGAGCGGGCUGGCGAACAAUGUCCCCGAGGACGUCAUUCGCUCGUACUUCUCCAGAUUCGGAUACCUCUCCGAAUUCACACUACCGAUCGAACAUGAUACAGGUAUGAAUCGAGGUUACGCGUACAUUACCUUUUCUGACGAUGUGUCAACUUCGAAAUGUUUGGAGGAGUCGUCGCAUAAAUUUCAAAACAGAGACAUUACUGUGACGAAAUUGUCUGAUGAAAACAAUCUAGCAACGAUCAGUACCUUGAAAUCACGGAGUCUUUUUGUUAGUUUUCUUGGAGUGGAGAAUGUCACGGAGGAGUCUCUACGGCAAGCGUUCUCCGGCUUCGGUAAUAUCUCGUCCAUUCACAUUGCCAAGGAUGAGGAUGGACGCAUCCUUUACUAUGCGAUAAUCAAAUUUGAUCAUGAAGAAGCAGUUGAUUCUUGUCUUAGCGUAAAUCACUGCAUAAAUGGACGAUCCAUUACUAUAAGAAAGGCAGUUACAAGAGAGCGAUUAAAACUGGCUGAACAAUAUGCUAGGGAGCAGGCUCAUCUUGAAGAACAUCGAAAACAUGGUUAUGCUGGAUAUGGACAACCUCCUGCUAACGCUGCUGUUAAAGUAUGGUACACUUACCAUUCUAUUUCGUCUACAUUGCGAGUGAAGUAUCAUGGUGAAAUGCAACAGUAUCAGAUGCAACGACAGUAUAGGAACGCGUUGGAUCAAGCAACGUUUCAUAACGCUUAUAACUACAAUUUGUCGAGUCAAAGCGAAUCUGGAUCUUCCGAACCUCAUCAUAUGAGUGACGAAACCGGCAUUGUUGCACGAAUGAGAAACUACGGAUACAGUGGUCAAUAA